Molecule: messenger RNA, 966 nt
Organism: Pseudozyma hubeiensis SY62
Lineage: Eukaryota; Fungi; Basidiomycota; Ustilaginomycetes; Ustilaginales; Ustilaginaceae
Product: endopolygalacturonase
Exons: 2
Coding region: 1-966 (321 amino acids)
Biological process (GO): pectin catabolic process
Cellular component (GO): extracellular region
Molecular function (GO): polygalacturonase activity
Source: RefSeq, a predicted model, not a curated record
AUGCGCUCUUACCUUGCCCUCUUGUUGCUGGCCUUGGGAGUCAGCGAGUCUCUGGCGGCUUCAUGCACCUUCACGGAUGCUGCUAGCGCCAAGUCCGGUAAAGGAUCGUGUAGUACUAUUACGCUCUCCAACAUCAAGGUUCCCGCCGGGCAGACGCUGGAUCUGACGGGACUUAACUCUGGGACCAAGGUGAUCUUUAGCGGCACCACGACGUUUGGAUACGCAGCUUGGGAGGGCCCGUUGAUCUCUGUAUCCGGGAGCAACAUCGACGUUAGCGGUGCAAGCGGAUCGUUGAUCGACGGCGGAGGAGCACAGUGGUGGGACGGCAAAGGAACCAACGGAGGCAAAACGAAGCCCAAGUUCUUCUACGCUCAUGGACUGACGAACAGCAACAUACGAUACCUCAACGUCAAGAACACGCCAGUGCAAGGAUUCAGCAUCAACGGAUGCACGAACCUGAACGUCGACCACGUCACGAUCGACAACUCGGCGGGAGAUGCCAACGAUCUUGGCCACAACACGGAUGCGUUCGCUCGAAUGGCGUGUUCAUCACCAACGCAAAUUGUUGGCGGCCGAAGUGACAAUACGGUGGAUGGUGUACGCAUCAUUGAUUCGCAAGUGGUCAACAGCGACAACGCGGUGCGAAUCAAGACGGUGUCGGGGGCUACUGGAACGGUGAACAACGUGACGUAUUCCAACAUCAAGUUGUCUGGUAUCGCCAAGUACGGCAUCGACAUCCAGCAAGACUACCUGAACGGGGGACCUACAGGCUCGCCGACCAACGGAGUGAAAAUCAGCAACGUCAACAUCAAGGGCGUCACGGGCUCUGUCAACUCCGGAGCGACUGAGGUGUACAUCUUGUGCGGUUCGGGAUCGUGUUCCAACUGGAAAUGGUCCGGUGUGUCGAUCAGCGGUGGAUCGAAGAGCACCAAGUGCAAAAACGUGCCUUCGCCAGCUUCGUGCUGA